AUGAACCCGCCAAGCUGCCAAGCUACAGACACGUCCUUCUCCCCGCAUUCACCCCCGGGUCUUUCCCCAGAUCCACGCCUGAUUAGUCUUGGUUUGCCAGAACUGGGAGUCGACGACUCAACACCUGCCGUCCAGGCUACUUGGCUGCGGGGCUUUCUCCCCUCGGUCUUCGACGCUCAGACGCCUCUCGACAAUCGAUGCUCGAUGAAGACAUUUGCUCCGAUAUCCACUGGAUUGCGUCGGCUAUUAUGCUCUGAGAGUUCUGGCAUGGCUGGGCAGUUAUGGGAUGGUGCAGGUGAGCAGGUAUAA
Penicillium chermesinum is the source of this 309-nucleotide messenger RNA. RefSeq lists its product as uncharacterized. Bases 1 to 309 code for a protein of 102 amino acids. The transcript has a single exon. NCBI's taxonomy places the organism in Eukaryota, Fungi, Ascomycota, Eurotiomycetes, Eurotiales, Aspergillaceae. The record is from RefSeq and is a predicted model, not a curated record.